This is a messenger RNA of Monosiga brevicollis MX1, 6561 nucleotides long. RefSeq lists its product as uncharacterized. Gene Ontology annotation, biological process: protein dephosphorylation. The annotation marks the transcript as partial. The record is from RefSeq and is a predicted model, not a curated record. The transcript has 11 exons. Gene Ontology annotation, molecular function: protein binding; protein tyrosine phosphatase activity. Lineage: Eukaryota; Choanoflagellata; Craspedida; Salpingoecidae.
AUCCAGAUCAGUGCUGGCUUUUUAGCAAGAUUUACCAAGCGCGCCGACGCCGACGGCAGCCUCACUGCCACUGCCACUGCCACUGCCACUGCCACUGCCACUGCCACUGCCACUGCCACGACUACCUGUUGUGCCCUAAUACUCCUUUUGCCUGGCUGGAUGUCCUCGGUGCUGGCUUGGGCUCAGCGACGCGCAUCGCUGCACUCGCCCAUGGCCAACGGACCGACUGGCGCCUCAGCCACCAAUAGCACGCCUGUCCCGCCAACCGCGAACAAGAAUGGCCCCUCUUCCGUCGACCAGGCACGCUCCAAGCGCAAUUCCCUUGCACUCUACGGCAAUCUCGAGCUGGGCGAGCCUGCUGCAGCCUCGUCUCCCCUGAAACGCACGCAGAGUGUGGCCGACGACACUGCCAGUGUCAGUGCAACGGCCUCCCUUUCCCAACAACAGGACAGUGUGAUGUCAGAGGCCAAGUCACAGGCACAGCGCUCUUUUCGCCGCUCCUUACGACGAAAGGAAUCGGAUGCCCUGCUCCGCGAGCUCGUACCUGAUGCCUUUGACGAUGACAGCGACGAAGAGAACGGGUCCCGGCGCCCCUCAAAUCAACAACCCACUAGCAUUGCCGAAGUGUCAACAAGCAAUGAGAGUGAGUCGGACGAGGAAAAUGUUGCCAAGCAGAACCAAGAUGUGCCCCGACAGGCUGGCUCAGGUUCAAGCACGCCCGUAUCGACUCCCGACGCUCUGUCAGUGGCCAGCAGCAGCGAUGAUGACAACGAAACUGAUGCAGACGGCCACAACUUUUUGGCACCCCCAGACCUGGAGACUGGAGACAAUUCUUGCUUUGGCUCGUCUACAUCCCUGGCAUCUACUGACCCUGUGUCUUCCCACCCGGCAUGGGCCAACGUUGAAGUCGAGAUUGAUCGUCAAAAGGGCCCCAUGGGCUUUACCGUGCGCUCCGAUGACACCCUCUUGGCCAAUCACCGCAACGUCGUUGGCACUGUCAAGUCGGGUUCCAUGGCAGAGAGCGCCGGACUUCAACGCCAGGACGUCCUUGUUAGCAUCAAUGGCAAUGACGUCACCAACACAAGCAAAGAAACUGUUCGGCGCCUUCUUCAAGCCUCUGACCAAAUUGUUUGCCUUGUGGUCAAGCGCAAGGACGCGCCCGCCGACGCAAACAGCCUCGCAAGGGAAGAGCAAGUGCGAACGGCUUCGCUACCAAAUCAGCAAGCUCCUAUCUUGGUGCAACACAGACCGCCUGCUCCCAAGGCCGAAAGCACGCCUGUGCCUGUGCCCGAGUCUGAACCCAACUCUGUGUUUGUGCCCGAGUCUGAGCACGUCCCUGUGCCCCAGUCUGGUCUAAAGCCAGACUUGCACGACAAUGAUUCUCGUGAUGUGGCGGCUGGAGGCUUUAGCCCCAUUCCCGAGGAUGUCGAGGCAGCACUCGAGGCCGCCAUGGAUGAUGCGCCCGCAAGUAAAUCCUCCUCGAACCAGACCACGAACUCACUUGCAGAUGCAAUGUCAGCCUUCCUGACCUCCGAUGAAACUGAGCCGCCCCUCAAGAGCCCCGCCAGCUCGGUAAAACUGGAGACAGUUAAUCUGGAUGACGCAUUUGAGGAGCCUGAGACACUGAGUACCACUCCGCUGAGCUCGACCACAGCCCACAAGCCCGCCAUUGCAGCCACUGUGACGCCCGUCAUUGUUGAGCACGAGAUCUCCUCCUCGGCAAACGAGAGCCUACAUGACGACGCAUCUGACCCUGGUGCAGAGGCGUCAUCGAUCGCACAAUCCGAUGGCAGUUUGCACUCUCGACUUUUGCAAGCUGAGGCGGCUGCUCUGGCUGCGGGCCGGCCGCGCCGGCGUUCCAUCUCCGCCUCUUCGGGCUUGUCUACAGAUGAGGGCUUCCGACUUCAACAGGCACCACGCUCCUCCCAGCCUCACCACGAAUAUCUCGAACUGCAGCAAAACGCUCUGCGCCAACACUUUCAAGACCUCCAGCGCAACGAUGGGCUUCAGAGUGAAUUCGCCACCAUCGAGGCCGCAGACGUUCGUAACACUAGCGUGGCUGCUAAGCGCGACGCCAAUACUCAUAAGCAUCGCUACUCCAACAUCUUUGCCUAUGACCACACACGAGUGCGUGUAACCCCUGACGAUGCCGCACUCAGAUCAGACCCGGCUCCAAAUGGUGAUCUGACCACCGAUGAGGGACUGGAUGUGAUCAACACCGACUACAUUGACGCUAAUUUUAUCGCUGGCGUCAGCGGUAAAGCCGAGUACAUCGUCACCGAGGCCCCCAUACCGGCAACCAUGAAUAUCUUUUGGCGGAUGGUGUUUGAGCAGGGUGUGUCUGCUAUCGUGGUUCUGACUCGUGAACUUGAGGCCGGGCGCCUCAGAUGCCAUCGCUACUGGCCCGAGGAAGGCCAGAGCACCAUCUAUGCUGACAUCACGGUCACAACCACUGCGUGGCGUGAGCAGCCGCGCAGUGCGCGUCGCACCCUGCGCCUCGAAAGACCUGGGUGUGAACCGCGGCGCAUUGAGCAACUUUUGUUCACAGCAUGGCCCGAAACUGGCGUGCCUGCGGACCCCAAUGCCUUUCUCGACUUUCACCGUGAAGUCCAGCAGUGCACGCGACCCAAUGGCAAUUUGACGGCCCCAAUGGUCGUACACUGUUCCUCGGGCGUGGGCCGUAGCGGUUGCUUUGUUGCCUUUGAUCGUCUAGCUCAGAGUGCCGCUCGCCAGCUCACGCCUCUGUCGGUCAAAGCCACCAUCCUCUCUCUGCGCCACGAACGCAUGCUCAUGGUACAGACCGUGCUUCAGUAUGAGUUUGUGUACAAAGCUGUUCUGCGCUAUCUGGAUUUGGAGCUACAAAAGCACCGUACAAACGUGGCGUCGUCUUCGGCCUCUGCCAACCCAUCGGUACACCGCGGCAACGUCAGCGACCGUGGCGCCGAGGGUGCCAACUCACAAACCCGCCGCCGCCGUGCCAGUCAAGCGCUGGAUGACGAAGCAGUCCUUCACACCGGACCUGGACCCAACGCGGCCACGGAUCAGCAAGUUCAGCUUUUGCGACGCAAGCCCUUGAAGCGUUGGGAUACAGACACGGUGGCCGGCUUUGUGCAAUACAUAGGGCUCCCCUCACUUGCCGUCGCAGUCCAUCGCCUAGAGUUGACGGGCCGUGAGCUGGCGCGCCACCCCUCUCAAGUCGCGCAAGCUCUGUCCAUCCAUCGCUCAGCCGCUCCCGUACUGCGUCGGCUUAGACUUGAGCCGGGUCACUUUCACCACUACGAACUCAUUCUUAUCACCCCAAACGGGGAGCGCCCAAUAGCCCCACCCCAAGUCGUGGGCAGCCUGAUACCUCACGAGCCCGUCGGGCCCGACGACGUGGAGACCGAAGAUUGGGAAGCGGACGGCCGUCCUCGCCUAGAUUCGCUGCAGUCGGUUCUCCGUCUCAUGGCCCGGCAUCACAUGACGCGCAGCUAUUCAUGGCUAGAGCUGCGGCAACGCUUGCCCGUCGCGGGCGUGCAGGCCCUCUUGGUGCGAGCUCACGGCACUGGCAUCAACAGCGUGUUCUUAACUGUUCACGCCGCCAAUGGAGCAACCGUGCAAAAUGUUGUGGCAGCCAUUCUGGCCCGCAUGGGUGUUAUGGCCACCACGGACGGCUUUCUUCUGCAUCUCGUCCUGAAUGGUGCCGAUUCACAACAUCUCUCAGCUUCGGACCUCAUCGCUGACAUCUUGCAAGCGCACGUGGGCCGCACGGAUGCUGGUGGCGUAUGGUAUUUUGAUCUCGUGGAAAGCAAUAAGGGCUCACUUGCAGAUGGGUCCCGCACCGCCACCUUGGACGCGGAAGUGACACAGCAAAAGCUCGAACAGCAGGAAGAGCUGAUCGCCGAGGCCAGCGACGAGAUUGAGCGGCUCAAACUGCAACUAACCAAUACCAAGCUCCUCCAGGCUUCAGACGUGUCUGAGCCCGACAACACAGAAGGGCGUGGCAGCAUGGACCAGGCGAGCAUGGCAGCUAUAGCCCAGCUGCAGGAUCUCUGGGAUCAAGAACGAGAGCGCCUCGUGCAGCGUUUGGCGGGAGAGGAGGAGGCGCGCAAGGAACUCGAGCGUGUCUGCUUUCAACGUGUUCAGGAUGCUGAUGACUAUGAUGAAGACCUUGCCGCCAUGCUGAAAGCCUUGCAGGAGGCCAUUGAUUGGCGCUCCGAGCAAUUGCAGCAGCUUCGCGAUGUGGAAGCGGCCCUUCACACCCGUCUCGUGCAGGUUUUGGUAGCACAAGUCAACGACGAGACGGAUGGCGAGUUAGUCGAGGAAUUGAGCGCAGAAUGUCAAUCACUCAAGGAACGCUUGAUAAAUCUGGAAGCUGAUCUGACCAAUCUCCGAGUCAAGCAGGAGCGAACUGGCGCGAUCGCAUCCUUUCGAUCUAAGCGUGGCCAGGAUGAGCUGAUGCCGGCCCCGCUGUUGUACUCAAUUGUGGAGCAUGGCAUGCUAUUGGCUUUCACCUUGAACAAGACGCAAGACUCGCUGGGCAUGGUGCUCAAAGAGCUCAAGACUGCUGGUGAUAAUGGCGGUACCAAACGCUCCGGUGUCGUAGAAAUCAAGUCUGUGGUUGCUGAUACGCCGGCUGCCGAAGCCGGCUUACAGCCUGGUGACCAGAUUGUUGCCGUGGGUGAUGAGAAUGUUCUUGGACGAACCAAGCAAGCGCUCUUGCGCACGUUUCGGGAGGCGCCUGGGGACAUGCUUCGACUGAUUGUAUCGCGCCCCGGCUUGGCCGAUCGGUUUGGCGUACCCAUGGCAGAUGGUGGCGCUGCUGUGACUGAAGUGCCGUCAAGCACCCCCGAGAUGGAGCACCAACUGCGUCAAGAAUUGGUGACUUUGCAGGCAAAGCUCAAGGCGAAAGAUCGCGAGGCAGAAGGGCUUCGGCGCCGACAUCGAUCCUUGCUGGAGCAAAAUGAUCAGCAACGAGACAAGCUAGACCGCUUUGCGACCGAGCGUCGGAGCAUCGCAUCUCAGCUGCGUGGGCCAUUGGCUGGUAGCCAAGGUGGGCCCAGCGAUGCCUCAAGCGAUCGUGAGUCGGAUCUGGGUGACAUGGAUUUUGCGGCUCAUGUGCAGGACUUGCGGGCCCAAAGCGAUAUCACUGCCCUCGAGCUGGAGCGCUACAAGGUUGAGCUGGCGGGCCUCGAGGGCGAACUCGAGCAGCGUGAGGCUGAGGUUGAGGCGUUGCGCACGGAACUUGCGGCACAACAACAAACAGUUGCAGCCAGCUCCAACGCAGCGGUCACUGCUGAGCUGGACGAGAGCAAGGCCCAGCUGCGCGACUUGCAGAAAAAGAACAAGCGAUUGGAAUCGGAGUUACACAACAAGUCAAAGUCCAUGGACAUGCUCAAGGCUUCCACAUCUGCGACAGAAGACGCCCUCGGGGGAUUGAAUGCGGCUCUUGCAGAGCUGCGCGAGCGCAACUUGGAGCUCGAGCAGCAGCUGGCGCACAGCUCGGGAGGGCAAGACGGACAAGGCCCUGUCGUGGUAACCAAGAAGGAGAGGGCGUUGCGUGAGCAAAUGAGCGAGCUGCGCACCCAGCACCAAGCCGAGGUGCUGGAACUGAAGAAGCAGUUGCGUCAGGCCAAGGCCGAGGUAAAGGGAGCAGCACGAAUCAGCGCUGCUGAAACGGCGACGGCCCAGGCGGACGUGAAGGCGGCACAAAAGACGUUGGCUGAUGUACAGCGUCAGCUGCAGAAGGAAGUUGAUCAGAAGACUAAUGUGAUGAUGCAGCUCGAGGCAUGCCAGCAAAAAAUAUUUGCCCUUGAAAGCGCGUUGCAGGAUGCACAGGAACGCAGCAAGCUAGCUGAGCAAGGCAAAGAUAAUGCGGAAGCAGCCAUGGCUGCCACCGUGACCAGUUUAGAUAGCAACUUGGCAGCAACAACUCAAGAGCUAGCCCAAACCCGCGCGUCUUUGAAUAACCUCAAGGUGGCCCAUGCAACUCUCAAAUCACAGACGGAGGGUGGCGCGGAAAAGUUUGCCAAGCAGAAGGAGGAGUAUCAGCGCAUCAUGGGCCAGCGAGUGACCACGCUCGAAACCCAGAAUGACGAACUGAGAACACUCAACAAUCAGCUCAAGGCCCAAAUUGAGCAAUUGGAGGAGGACGUUGAUUCCAAAGAGACGAUGCUGCUUGCCAUGCAAGCCGAGCGUGAGCAUGUAGUGGGUAUCGUACGGGACCAGUGGUCGUCCUCACAGGACGAGGAACAGGUGAAACGUCGAGCUCAGACGCGACCAGUCCAAGCAUCCAACGAGCUGUGGGAUGUGAUCGAGAGCAAGAGCAAAGCAGAAGUUCUUGAUCUUCUUUUGGAUCGUGAUGAAGAGACGGAGCGCCUGCGUCAGUAUGUCGAUGCCGUAACCAGUGUGGUAGUCGAGAAGGCGCCGCACUUGUUGGAAGAUAUUAGCAAGUCCAAUGCCCAAGUACAUCUCACCCGCUUGCCGCUUUUCCAUCAUUGUUGUGACGAUGUUCUUAGGGACAAGCGGUUGUCGGUUCUUUGCGACAGUCGCGACAGCGCUCAAUGCGGCAACGCUCAAUGA